Molecule: messenger RNA, 2978 nt
Organism: Lucilia sericata (common green bottle fly)
Lineage: Eukaryota; Metazoa; Arthropoda; Insecta; Diptera; Calliphoridae
Exons: 6
Coding region: 1642-2058 (138 amino acids)
Source: RefSeq, a predicted model, not a curated record
AGUUCUUAAGCAACAGACGUGGUUAAAAUAAAUAAACGCGAAAACUUAAAAAAAUAAUAAUAAAAAAAAUUUUAAAAAAGUGAAUUCCAAAAGAAAGUGAAAGGGAGAAAGUAGUUUUGAAAGCAACAACAAUAUAGCUUAUAACAAUAAUAAUAAUAAAAAACAACAACAAAACUAAAGACAAAAUUUUACUAAAGAGUUUUUUUUUUAAAAAAAAGGGGUGGUGGUAGUGAAGUAAUUAAAGUGAAAAAUUUUGCAUAUUUUAUUGCUAAACAUUUUUAUAAAAUAUAGUAAUAAAUAAAUAUAAAUAGUAAUUAUAUGUUCAAGUGGUUUUUAAAAACAUUUUUGUAACAAAAACUCUACUCCAAUUAAGUGUUUGCUGUUAUAAGUUAUUAAGUAAACAACAUUUUGCAAUUUCAACAAUAUAUAACUAAUCAUUAAUCUAUUGAUCUAUUGUGUAAAAAUAGUCGAAUACAAAAAAAAAAUCUAACAAAAAAGAAAACAACAAAAAUAUAUCGAAAUAAUAAUAAAAAUAAACUCCUACUCGUAAAUAAAUACCCAAAUUAUUAACUUGUGUAAACUUGUAAUAAAAAACCUUUCAGUGUCGUAAAUAAGUACAACAUUUAACAGCUUGAAAUCUAAAACCAACCGAAAAACACUGAAAAAGUAACAAAAAUACAACAGCAGCAGCAACAACAAGUAAAAAUCAACAAAAGGAAAUUUUUUCAACUUUAACUCUACUGCUUUGCUGAUAUCCUUGCUUGUGACUCUCUCUCGCCCCACACGCCUGCGACAAACUAGUGCUUGUGCGUUUGUUGGAGUAUUUUGGUUGUGAGUGUGUGUAUUUUUUUUACAACUCAACCUUUGCUGAACAUUUCUUAAGGUUUUGACAUUGAUUGUUAUUAAAUUGCAAAAGCUUAAAAAAUCAAAUAACAAAGAACGUAGUUAAAAAGUCAUUUAACAAGUAGAAACUGUAUAAAAAAGUAUAAUAUUUUAAUAAAAAAAAAAACUGGUGACAAAAAGAAAAAGCAAAAUAAAAUCAUUAAUUGCUGCUUUAAAACUAAAUCAAAAAUUAAAGAGAACAGGAAAUCAAAAAAUAGCACUUGAAAAACAUUAACAAAAAGGCAACAAAAGCCGAGAACAAAAAAAAAACAAACAUUGCAACGUUACGCGAUUAAAUACAUUACAGCGGCAAUUAACUUUAAUUUAGAAAGACAUAGAAACAUACAUUUACACACAAAUACAUAUACAACUAAAACAUAAUUAACACCUACAAGUAGCUCGAAAAAAAGGCACAAACAUUUUCAAAAUAAAUAAAAUACACCAACAGCCUAAAUCACCUACACCCUAUAACAUUGAAAUAAACGAAACACUAGCAACAUCAUCUGCAACUACACCAACAUCAUCUACGGUAGCAGCACCGCAACAGCAAUCCAAAAUUACGACCACAACGAAAAAGAGCAACCCCACCAACACCAAUACCAACAACUCUGCACCUCAUACACAGAACAACGUUAUGAAUACGAACAAAAUGAAAAAACGUGAUACUGAUUUAUGACUGGUGCGUACCAAGGGUGCCUUGGGUUUGGGCACGAGCAGUGGCAGUCGCUAUAAAGUGACGGCUCGCUGUGUACCGGAAGAAUGCAAAAUUUGUCAAUAUCCUGCUCAUUAGUGUGUCUGAUAAUAUUGGGCAGUGCUGCUUUAGUGGGAGCCUUUGGUGUUUGUCAAAGACAAAUAAGCGCCAUAUUGAUAACAGGUGUUAUGUAUUUACUGGCAGCCUUAUUUGCUUUAUUUACUCUAAUGAUAAUACAUUUUAAAAGACAACAAGGUCGACCCAUGUUGGAUAGUGACUAUGAUGGCACAGUAGAUGGUAUAGUGGCCAGACCGGGUGGUCCAGCCAUAAUGGCCAAACCACUUUUGGGAGCCCGUAUAUUUUUAACUUCUUGGAGUUUAGAUUUGGGCUGGGGUGGUGUGGUAUUAUGUGCUAUAACCUCUGUACUUUGGAUAUUGUUAUCGAAAAUAAUGCGUUAUAAUCCCUUUUCCACUUUAAUGAUUUAGGUCAAAUUAAAUAAACCCUUUACAAGUUAGUAUUAAAAACAAUAUUUCAUAAUUAACACGGUACCUAACAACAAACAAACAAAAAACUUAUUGUAAUACUUUAAUAUAAAAUGUAUAUUUUUUAUUAAACAAGUAUUUUUCCAAUUAAGUUUGUAGCUUAUUUUUGUUUUAGUAUUUUUCUUCUGAAAACCAAUUCAUAAUUAAAGUUUGAAAUAAAAGUACCUUGAAAAUAAACUAAAAACAAACAAAAAAAAAAAUGGGAAUAAAUUUAAGCUUUUAAAACAAAAAUUGUUGAAUAAAUUAAAAUUGUAUUAAGCAGUACUUGUAGAACAAAUUAUGAAAAACCAAAAAAUGGCAACAAAACACAAGAUUUAAAUAAAAAGUAGCCUGAUACUAAAAAUAGUAAUUAUAUUGUAAAAAAAUUUAAACACUUUUCAAUAGCAAAUUAAAGGAAAAAACAAAAAAAAGUAUUUUAUACAAAAUUAGUUUUUGAAAACAAAAAGAAAGAAAUAUAAGCAUUUUUAAUUAUAUAAAUUAUGAAAUAUUGCAUCAAUUAGAAAUCUAAAAUUUAUGUAUAAUUAAACAAAAACAAAGUAUAUAACAAAAAAAAACACAGAACAGAACCAAUUUAUGCUUAAUUAACUUUUGGAUAAUAUGUAUAUUUAUUAUAAAUUUAUCAUUCAUUUGCAAUACUAUCUUGACUCCUUGAUAAAAAUUGGGUUAAAAUAAACAAAAGCAUUUUAUAAAAUUUGUCAACAUUUCGAUUAUUUUAAUGUUUCAAUAAAAUCUCUACAAUGAUCUGAAACUGAUGAACUUUUACUAUAGAAAAGUAAUCUUUUACUAUAGAAAAGUGAUCUGAAACAGAUCAACCAUUCCUAUAGAAAAGAUAGCUGAAACAGAUCAACUUUUCUAUAGAAAAG